Naegleria lovaniensis is the source of this 393-nucleotide messenger RNA. RefSeq lists its product as uncharacterized. The coding region runs from base 1 to 393 and encodes 130 amino acids. The transcript has a single exon. Lineage: Eukaryota; Heterolobosea; Eutetramitea; Acrasida; Naegleriidae. The record is from RefSeq and is a predicted model, not a curated record.
AUGCCCAACAACAAAUUUCUCUUACUGACCCUCGCUCUCUUGGCACUUCUCUUCAUCACAGGUUUCUUGUCGACCACAUCACACUCCGUCGUCAAUGCCGAAUCUGUAGAAACUCUCUUUGAAGGAUCUACCGAAGAAAUGAAUUUAGAUUCUCUUUCGAGUGUUGACGAGAGUUCAUCAUCCACCGAAUCAGCAGCAACAACCGAACAACAAGAAUCGGAAGAGGAUGAAGAAGAAAUUGCAGCUGAAACAUUGAGUGACGAAGGAGAAGUGUUGGACACAUUGGAUUCUCUUCCAACCGAUGAAAGUGCUAAUUUUGAAAAUGUGGAUGAAGACAUGAUGGAAGAUUUUGGAGAAGAUGAUGAAGACGUUAAUGAAGGAGAAGCUUAUUAA